Molecule: messenger RNA, 2631 nt
Organism: Arabidopsis arenosa
Lineage: Eukaryota; Viridiplantae; Streptophyta; Magnoliopsida; Brassicales; Brassicaceae
Source: the annotation of a GenBank genome assembly
GUUUCAGAGUUUUUUCAAUUGCUUGCUUUAAGUUUUUGCGUAGUGAAGUAAGUUAUGGCCAAGAAUGAGGAAGGAAGUAGUAGUCCGAGUUGGGGUGCUUCGUUUUUUAUGCAGACUUCAGAAGAUGUUGCAAUGGCUUUUGCUGCUGCGGCUUCUGCGAUAAACCCGCCAAGGCCUUCUGUUGUCUUUUCGUCGAAAGAUGAAGGUAGUGAUAGCCCUCUGGAGAGGUUACAGAGGCAGGUUUCAAAAGCGGUUAAAAACUUCUAUGAAACUCCUAAGACCAAGAGUGUAAUGUAUAAUCCUGAGGUUUUGACUAGCCAAAAGCGUCAAUGGGCGAAAUUUCAGGAUCAUAAACCAUUGAAAGAUCCAUCAAGGCUUUUUGAAAGCGUUGUUGUUGUUGGACUUCAUCCUAAUUGUGAUAUCCAAGCACUCGAGAGGCAGUACAUUGCACGAAAAUCUGAAGGCUCUUCUGGGAGAUUGCGAAGUGCAUUGGUUUCUCAAAAUCAUUCCCGUGUAGAACCCAGUCUUGAACCACAGGUCUUACUUGUGUACCCUCCCGAUAAGCAGCCUCCAAUUAAAUACAAGGAUCUUCAUUCAUUUUGCUUUCCUGGAGGCAUUGAGGUCCAUGCUGUUGAGAGAACUCCUUCCAUGAGCGAGUUGAGUGAGAUCAUUCUCAGUCAGGAACAUCUUAGACCAAGUGACCUUUCAUUUGUAUUUAGGUUACAGGUUGCUGAUAAUUCUACUUUGUAUGGAUGUUGCUUACUAGUGGAAGAAAUAGUGAACAAACCGUCCAGAUUGCUUUCCACAGUUUUGGAUAAACAACCUGCUUGCUCAUCAUUAAGUCGCUAUGUUAUGACAACUCGCAGAUGCUAUUGCGUCCUUACUAGACUGCCAUUUUUUGAAUUGCAUUUUGGUGUAUUAAAUAGUAUCUUCUUGGAAGAAAGACUGGAGCAUUUGAUGAGUGGCAUCAGUUGUGCAUCUUUAGAACCCCCAACAGAUUUCAGCAAUGAAGAUAGCUUAAAUGAUUCAUCACCCCAACAAAGAGACUCUGGGGACACAAAAGAACAAACUGUUAAAGCAGGUUCAGAACUCCCUAAAGCUGACGAAAUUUCAGAUAAUGGGACUUGUGAGGCGAAUCAGAAAGUUGACGUCAACUUGGAUCCACUAAAGACAAUUGUUGAGAAGACCUCUGGUUCUGCAGAGUCUAACGAUUAUGUCCCUAAAGCUGAUGAUUCCUUACCAAUUAUUCAGCAAGGCAGAGAAAGUUGUUUACCAGAUCCUGCCCCCCUUCUUCGGUGCCCGUAUUUGGAUGAGAUCUCUGAUUCUAGCACUAGCUUUCAGGCUGCUCCUUGUGAGAGGAGGCAUUCUAGGACCAGUGCAGAUGACACUGAGACAGAUGAAGCAUCCUUUUCUGGUCAAGAUGAUACAAGCAGUAAUUUUGAUAUUCUUGAGUGGGCAAAGUCCAAAAAAAAUGGGUCGCUGCAAAUUCUAUGUGAGUAUUACCAAUUAAAAUGCCCUGCAAGAGGUUCAACUAUUACAUUUCAUCCUUUGGAGCAUCUUCAUCCGGUUGAAUAUCAUAGACCUGAUGAAGUGGCAUUGCAUACUCCUGGAUCAGCAAUUGACCGAAGAUCAUUCAGCACUAGUCUAGAACUCGUGGAGGCACACACAGCACUCAUGGCUGAGGAAGAAGCAGCUGCACUAUCAACAUGGGCUGUUGCUUCGUUAUGUGGAUCACUGCGGCUUGACAAUGUCUUGAUGAUCCUAGCAGGAGCACUGCUUGAGAAACAGAUUGUAUUUGUUUGCUCUAAUUUGGGAAUCUUAGCAGCAUCAGUUCUAUCAAUUAUCCCAGUAAUCCGUCCCUUUCGGUGGCAGAGCCUUUUAAUGCCGGUUUUGCCAGAUGAUAUGCUGGAAUUUUUGGAUGCCCCAGUCCCUUACAUAGUUGGAGUAAAGAACAAAACAAGCGAAGUUCAGUCGAAACUAACAAAUGUUAUCGUCGUGGAUGUUCUGAAGAACCAGGUUAAGUCACCAAGUAUGCCUACACUGCCUCAGUAUCGAGACUUAUAUAAUGCGCUAAGUCCUUAUCACUCAAAGCUCGUUGGAGAAAGCUAUCUAGCAAAGAAAAGACCAGUAUAUGAAUGUACUGAUGUCCAGGUGGAUGCUGCAAAAGGCUUCCUGGGUGUCCUAAGGUCGUACAUUGAUUCUCUUUGCUCUAAUCUGCAGUCACACACCAUAACAAAUGUGCAGUCCAACAACGAUAAGGUAUCACUUCUUCUAAAGGAAAGUUUCAUCGACUCUUUUCCUAGUCGUCAGCGCCCGUUCAUGAAGCUAUUCGUGGAUACACAACUCUUCUCUGUACAUACAGAUCUCGUUCUUUCCUUUAUUCAGAAGCUAUAGGAUAACUACAUGUAUACGCAAAACAAGUCUUGUUGGUGGGAACAGAACACAAUACCUGGCGAUAAAAGUGCCAUCGAUUCUGUAUUUGUAACUUACUGUUUGAGAAAAUUGUCUAUGGAAAAAGACUUCCAUAGAUGAGGAUUUGAUACAGAGAACCAUCCUCUCCUUUGUAUCCUUCAAACACAAACACAGUUUGGUGUUUUAAAUCUUAAAUCUUAAUAAUAGCCUACGGAUCUU